UCUAGGGUUUUGCUAUCUCCUUUUCACCGCAUUCGAAUCUCACACUCUAUACAGUGUUUUCUCCAUCCCUUUCGAUUCCCAAUUCUCUCUCAAUUCUCAAUUGAAAACUGCAAAAGCUUUCUGUUUCAAUUCCACUUUCGACUUACGUUUCCGAUUCUCCAAUCUCGUUGAACCAGUGUUCAAUUUAGGGUUUUCCGAUCCGCAGAACAAGCUAUCUAUCACUCAGUGAAAUCUAGGGUUUUGUUUCGUUCCGUCAAUGCCUCCAAGAACGGUGAAGAGAGGUGCCGCUGCUGGCGGCGGCAAGAGGGGCGGAAGAGGAACCAGGGGAACCCCUAAGGCUGCUCAGAACCAGCAGACCCCUGAACCUGCGGAGGAUAAACCAGUUGUCGUGGAGGAGAACAAGGCGGAAGAGAACCCUGUUGUGGAGGAGAAACCGGUUGUCGAAGAGAAGGUUGUUGCUGAAGAAAGUGCUAUUGAUAUGAACCAAAUUGCUCCAGAGGCUGGAGAAGAAGCAACCCAUGUGCCUAAUGGGUCGCCUGUUGCCAAAAACGAUGAAGAGGAGGUUAAAGAGUCCUUAGAUGUUUACGAAAAAGAUGAACGUCUUGAUUUGGAGGAUAAUGAACCUGAGUCUGACACGGAGGAGUAUGGUGCAGUUGAUUAUGAUGAGAGGGAAAUUGAACAAGAUGAGGCCCAUGUGAUGGGAGAUGAAGUAGAGGAAGAAGCUGAAGAUAAUGUAGGUGAAGAAGAGGUUGAUACAGGUGAGGAAGAAGUUGAAGGUGCUCAUGAACAUGAAGAAAUUGAGGGUGAAGAGGAUGAUGAGCAUCGUGGCGAGGAGCAUGAGCAUGAGCAUGCAGAGUUGGCUGAUGUGGAAGAAGAGGAACACCGUGAAGUUGUGAAGGAGAGAAGAAAGAGGAAAGAAUUUGAAGUAUUUGUUGGGGGUCUUGAUAAGGAUGCAACUGAAAGUGAUCUGAAGAAGGUUUUCAGCGAAGUUGGGGUUGUUACUGAGGUCAGGCUGAUGAUGAAUCCUCAGACUAAAAGGAACAAGGGAUUUGCAUUUUUGCGUUUUGAAACUGUUGAACAAGCAAAGCGAGCUGUAGCAGAGCUGAGAAACCCAGUGAUAAAUGGCAAACAAUGCGGUGUUACUCCAAGUCAGGACAGUGAUACCCUCUAUUUGGGAAAUGUAUGCAAGACAUGGACAAAAGAAGCUUUAAAGGAGAAGUUGAAACAUUAUGGAGUUACAAAUGUUGAGGAUGUGACUGUGGUAGAAGAUAGUAAUGAUGAAGGAAAGAAUCGUGGAUUUGCUUUCUUAGAAUUUUCCUCCCGUUCAGAGGCUAUGGAUGCCUUUAAGCGACUGCAAAAGAGGGAUGUUGUGUUUGGAGUUGAUAAGCCAGUGAAGGUUUCCUUCGCAGAUUCCUUUAUUGAUCCGGGUGAUGAAAUUAUGUCACAGGUUAAAACUGUAUUUAUUGAUGCACUGCCUCCUUCAUGGGAUGAGGAUUUUGUCCGUGAUCUUCUUAAGAAAUAUGGGGAGAUUGAAAAGAUUGAGCUCGCCAGGAACAUGCCAGCUGCUCGCAGGAAAGAUUAUGGAUUUAUUACCUUUGGCACACAUGAUGCUGCUGUAAGAUGCGCUGAAAGCAUUACUGGUACAGAACUGGGUGAAGGUGACAAGAAGGCAAAAGUAAGGGCUAGGCUUUCGAGACCCCUUCAAAGAGGCCGUGGAAACAUUCGUGGGGACUAUCGAUCUAGUCGCGGAUCUGGAAUGAUGGCAAGGCCUUCAUGGAGCCGACCUGCACCACGUAGUUUUCCAUCCCGUGGGGUCAGAGGAAUUGUAAGUCGUGUUCCGCCAGUCAGGCCUGUUAGUGCGAGGGAUAGACGCCCUGUCAUGUCCGUGCCAGUAAGAAGUAGGCCGCUGGCACCUCCAGCUAGAGCUUAUGAUAGGAGACUGGCUCCUGCUUAUCCAAAAAGUAGCUUAAAGAGAGAUUAUGGUCGGCAUGAGGAUCUUCCACCUCCAAGAAGUAGAGCUGCUGCUGAUUAUGGCUCAAGGUUGUCCUCUGAAAGACGCCAAUCCUACAGGGAUUAUCCACCCCGUGAUCCUAGCUACUCAGAGCUCCCUAGAAGUGCUUCUCGUGCUGCUCCUAGGAGAGGUUAUGUGGAUGAUGGCUAUAGCCAAAGAUUUGAGAGGCCUCCUCCUCCACCUCCUCCCCAUCUUAGCUAUCGUGAAGUACGCCCCCGUGAUUAUGAUGCUAUGUCUGGGUCAAAACGUUCUUAUGCUGCUAUGGAUGAUGUUCCCCCACGGUACGCGAAUACGGGUGUUCGCCAGUCAAGAGCUCGAUUGGAAUAUGACUAUGGUGGUAGUGCUUCGCAGUAUGGAGAUGCUUAUGUUGAUAGACUUGGAAGGUCCAGCGGGGGAUAUGGUGGUGGCAGCAGAAGUUCUAUUUCUGGUCAAGAUUCACAUGGGAUGUAUAGCAGUCGACAGGGCAUGAGUUAUGGUGGAGGCUCUUUUGGUGGUGGUGAUGUUGGUGGUAUGUACUCAUCAAGUUAUGGUGGUGAUUACAACUCUCGUGGAAGUGAUGUUGGUGGCAGCUCGUAUUCAUCAAUGUAUUCUGGCAGGGGCGUGGGUGGUGGUGGUAGCAGUUACAUGGGUGGUGGUGGAGGAUCGGGAUCUUAUUAUUGAGAGAAUCUCUACCCUCGAAAUGGCAUCUUUUAUUUUUCACAAGGGCUGGCGAAGGUUGCACUGUGGUCACCGGUGAAUUUAUCUAUGGACAGAUCUGAUAUAAUGAAGUGGCUGCUAUAGGAUAUCCUUCAAAGCUUAUGCAAGUUAUGAUGCUUACAAUUUGAAGACAAAGGAACUUUGCUCUUUAUAGUCUUUCUUUGGACUCAUAAAAACUAGGUCUUCUCAAUUCAAACUAUCUUCGGUCUUCUCUGGAAGGGAUGUAUUAUCAGUUCUUGAGUUGUGCUGUAUGGACUCAGUUAAAAUGAGAUGGAAAAAGAACUAUUGAGCAGUGAUGUGUAAUUAAACCUUGAUUUAUGAUACUAAACAUUGACGGAUAAUGUGGAAGAUACCACACUGCUCCAUCUUCCUUUUUUUUGGACAGCAACAAAGGAUAGAGCUGCUACUUAUUUGGUUAAGGCUUGAUGGACUUUUUUUACCUGAUGAAUUUGUCAAAAAGUUGGUUCUUUUAUAUGAAUUUCUGAAGAGAUGUUUAGUUACUUUGGACUAUUGUUUUUACUGUGCUGUGAUCAGAAUUGAAGUGAACUAACCAGCAAUUUGUUGAGCUGGUAGGAAUAAGACCGCUUCAGCUAUUAAUAAAGUCGAAAGAUUAGUUUCUUGGGAUUUA
Molecule: messenger RNA, 3335 nt
Organism: Lotus japonicus
Lineage: Eukaryota; Viridiplantae; Streptophyta; Magnoliopsida; Fabales; Fabaceae
Exons: 12
Coding region: 257-2671 (804 amino acids)
Cellular component (GO): nucleus
Molecular function (GO): mRNA binding
Source: RefSeq, a predicted model, not a curated record